UCUUUUGAAUAAUACUUUUCUUUUUAUAGUGCCUAAUCCUUGUGCUCCUAAUAAUGGAAAUUGCUCUCAUCUCUGCUUGUUGAAUGUAAAUGGCACUUAUAAAUGUGACUGCCCCCAUGUAAUGCGUUUGGGAGAAGAUGGAAAAACUUGUAUGGAAAAUGAACAGGUGUUGUUGUUCUCAAGAACUAGUGAAAUUCGAGGUGUUGAUCUAAGCAUGCCAUAUUAUCAUACAAUUCCAACAAUUAGUGUGCCUCAAGUGUUGGCACCAUCUCAGUUAGAUUUUGUUGUUGCAAAUCGCAGUAUUUAUUGGACUGACAUUCAGACUCAUGAAGUGAAACGAUCUGGAUUAGUUGGAGGACCAACACAGACUAUUAUCGAUAAAGGU
This is a messenger RNA of Gryllus bimaculatus (two-spotted cricket), 385 nucleotides long. The record is from the annotation of a GenBank genome assembly. NCBI's taxonomy places the organism in Eukaryota, Metazoa, Arthropoda, Insecta, Orthoptera, Gryllidae.